AUGCAAGUGUACACUGGAAAGCUACUUGGAGGAGCAUCUGAGAAGAAUCAGGGGAUGCGUGUGGUGCUGCAGAUGAGUGAAGGGCUGCAAGGGCAUAACAUCACCUGUGACAAUUUCUUUACAUCCUACUGGCUUGGAGAGGAACUUCAGAAGAGAAAGCUGACUAUGUUGGGAACAAUCAGAAGAAAUAAGCCAGAACUUCCCAGUGAAAUUUUGAAGAUGCAGGGAAGAUCUCUGCAUUCGUCAUUAUUUGUUUUCACUGAGAAAGCAACAGUUGUUUCAUACUGCCCAAAGAAAAACAAGAAUGUUCUUGUCAUGAGCACAAUGCACACAGAUGCAUCUCUGAGCACAAGAGAUGACAAAAAACCACAAAUGAUCCUAGACUACAACUCCACCAAAGGAGGAGUAGACAAUCUUGACAAAGUCACAGCGACAUACAGCUGCCAGCGCAAGACAGCUCGUUGGCCCUUGGUAAUUUUCUACAAUAUUUUGGAUGUGUCUGCUUACAAUGCCUAUGUCCUGUGGACUGAAAUCAACCAACAUUGGAAUGCGGGUAAAUUGUACCGACGUCGCCUUUUCCUGGAAGAACUGGGAAAAAGUCUUGCCACUCCCAAGAUCCAGAUGCGAGUCAGACCAGCUCGAUCCCCAGCAGCAGCAGCUGUCAUUGAAAAGGUCAAGUGUGCACCAUCCAACCAAUCUGCAGUUUAUUCAGUGGAACCAGAAGAAAGCAUUCGCUUUGCUGAAGACCUGACCCUGGAGGACUGGAGAUCCAGACAAGCAUUGUGGCCAAAAAUCAACCAGGCUCAGAAGGAAGGCAAGGCUGCGGGCUUCAGGGGCCCUUUUGGUUUCAUAGAAGGCAAACGCAUCAGGGAAGAGACCCCAGGUACGGGCUGA
Molecule: messenger RNA, 894 nt
Organism: Oreochromis niloticus (Nile tilapia)
Lineage: Eukaryota; Metazoa; Chordata; Actinopteri; Cichliformes; Cichlidae
Exons: 2
Coding region: 1-894 (297 amino acids)
Source: RefSeq, a predicted model, not a curated record